AUGACCCGUUCUCCAUCGUCACUUGGUCUUUCAAAAACUCCUAGAAAGUCCACAAAAUCUUCAAAAUCCUCUGUUACAUCUUCCUCAAGUCCUCCAAGGUGUCACAGUCCAAAACCUUCAAGAUCUUCUACGAUCUCUCUUCACAAUUUAAAUUAUAUAGACCGUGAUUUAAAUGAUGUACUUCGAAAUUUUGUUGAUGAAUUAUGUGACAAUUUUAUAAAGGCUAGACAAGAUGGAAAAAAUGAGGCUCAAAGUGUUGAUAUUAUCUUGGAUUAUUUCUCUUCAAAAUGUCUUGAUUCUGUUCAAAUAUUUGAUUGGCUUUUAAAUAAUACCCAUAAAGAUAAAUAUAAAACUCUCUUGGGUUAUUUUUAUGAUCAAGGUAUUGCAACAAAUCGAAAUCAAAGAAAGGCCUAUUGUUUAUAUUUAUCUGCUGCUAAAAAAGGUUAUUCAAUUGCUGAAGACUUACUUGGUGAUUGUUAUUAUUCUGGUCAAGGAACUACUAGAGAUCGUGAUAUGGCCUUUGAAUGGUAUCAAAAAGCUGCUGAUAAUGGAAGUACUGGUUCUCAAUUUAGUUUAGGAAUUUGUUAUGCUUUUGGUGAAG
Messenger RNA from Racocetra persica, 601 nucleotides. NCBI's taxonomy places the organism in Eukaryota, Fungi, Glomeromycota, Glomeromycetes, Diversisporales, Gigasporaceae. The record is from the annotation of a GenBank genome assembly.